UUACAUGAUUGAUUAUGUAGUGUGCAGCUGGAAUAAUCUCUGAAAUUUCUAUCACCAGUGUGAAUUCAACUACAGUUACUGGUUUGAAACUUUUGAUCUUUGUUUAAUUGGGUGUGAGUUUGUUUACUGGUCUAAUUGAUUCAGAGAAUAACAUGUUUUUUACUCUAAACUGAGAUUGUCCAAGUUCUCUUGAAUCUAAUCACACAAGAUGGAUAACAGAUUGGAUAAGUGCUAAUGAGCAUUAUGGUAAAAAAUUCAUUCUUUUAUAAGAAGCAUCUACAUAUGUAGUUGAUGUGUUUAGAGUUUCCAAGUAAUGAAUAUGUUAGGUUGUCACUUUUUAUUUCUCCUUCAAAAGAUAACUGAACCUUGGCAUGCACUAUGCAACUAAAUACAGAAAUGCUGUUUUACACGACACUUGAGUGCACAACCUAGCACGACCACGUGUUUUCUGUUUCAAUCUAUUUUUGCAAAUAAUAAAAUAAAAAAACUGGAAACAGAGAAUUUAAACGGGGUAGUGCAUUUUCCGAUGUACCAAAAAAAAAAAAACGGGGUAGUGCAGAGUCGUGCCAUUUUUUGUAGUGCAAUAUAGCAAUGCUGAACUAAAUAUAUGGUAUGUGCCUGCUGCGGGCAACUAGCUGAGCAACCAUUUGACAGAUUCUUCUUUUGCUUCCUGUUUUUGUCAUUUGACAUGUAAUGCUGAAUGGACAUGUUGGUGAACGUUGACUUUCAGAUCCUAAUGGGUCUGGCGGAGACGGACACGAUGAUUUCUGCUGCUGGAGUAGCAACUAAACAGCCUCUUUUUUCUUUUGGAUUGAUUUCUGAUGUCCAAUAUGCCGAUAUUCCUGAUGGUCGCUCAUUCCUUGGUGUUCCACGGUAUUAUAGGCAUAGUAUUCUUAUAUUGCAGAGAGCAGUUAAAGAAUGGAAUACUCAUCAUAAGCAUAUAUUUGUUAUUAAUUUUGGAGAUAUUGUCGAUGGGUAUUGUCCCAGAGAUCAGUCUCUUAAUACUGUAAAGAAAGUUGUGGAUGAAUUUGAGAUGUUCAACGGACCCGUGUAUCAUAUGAUUGGUAAUCACUGCUUGUACAAUCUUCCUCGCAGCGAGUUGCUUCCACUAUUGAAGAUUCAAACUCUCGAUGGCCGUGCUUAUUAUGAUUUCUCGCCGGUGCCUGAAUAUAGAUUUGUGGUUCUGGAUACCUAUGACAUCAGUGCCCUUGGUUGGCCUCAAGAUCAUCCAAAGGCACUGGAGGCCAUGAAAUUACUUAGGGAGAAGAAUCCAAAUGAAAAUAAGGACAGUCCAAAUAAUUUGGAGGGACUUGAAAGAAGGUUUCUUAAGUUUAAUGGAGCCGUUGGAAAGGAACAGAUGGAAUGGUUGGAUGGUGUUCUGCAGGAGGCGACAGAGUUGGAACAAAAGGUGGUUGUCUGUAGCCAUCUGCCCCUUGAUCCUGGGGCAACAUCCAAGGAGGCACUGUUGUGGAAUUAUGAUGAAGUAAUGAAUUUGAUGCACAGAUACAAUUGUGUUAAGGUUUGUCUUGCUGGACAUAAUCAUACAGGAGGGUCCUCCAUUGAUGCUCAUGGGGUACACCAUAGAGUUCUUGAAGCUGCUCUGGAGUGUCCUCCUGGGACAGAUGCAUUUGGAAGCGUUGAUGUCUAUGAUGACAAGAUAUCACUUGUUGGAACCGACAAGAUGGAGAGUACUGACAUGCAUUUUAAUCCCUGAAUUGUAUGACAGGUUGUGUUGAUGUUUGGAUGACACAUUCUUUUAUUAAUAAUGAAGUACUCUUAUGAUCUUGUUAGUGUCCUACCGGUGGUAAAGUUUCUACUUAAAGUUGGAAUAACUCAGUUGAGCUGGUACUGAUCACUAGUAAAUUCUUGAUUCAGCUGCUGGACAUGUUACCUUCCUUUUUUAGAGGCAAGGAUUCAAUAUGCUGCAUUAGGGGUCACCUUGCUUUGGAAUUGGAUUUUGUAAAACUGGUAUGCAGCUUUGCUCCAUUGAUUGACAUAUAUUCAAAUGAAAACCUUUCUAUGAUUGAUAUUGAAAACCUUGGUACCCAUAUAACUGACCUCUCAUAGCCUGAUAAGACUUUUAUCAUUGUUGUUGAAAACAGAUAUUUGACAUUUUGACUACUUUGUACUUUGACUAACAACUCAGUUCAUUUCUGGUGCCUCUGCUCUUUACGAACUAAAA
Molecule: messenger RNA, 2182 nt
Organism: Lotus japonicus
Lineage: Eukaryota; Viridiplantae; Streptophyta; Magnoliopsida; Fabales; Fabaceae
Product: manganese-dependent ADP-ribose/CDP-alcohol diphosphatase-like
Exons: 2
Coding region: 701-1714 (337 amino acids)
Molecular function (GO): manganese ion binding; CDP-glycerol diphosphatase activity; 2',3'-cyclic-nucleotide 2'-phosphodiesterase activity
Source: RefSeq, a predicted model, not a curated record